GCUGGAAUAUGGUUUCCCAUUAGAACAUUUACGUCAAAGUCUUGUGAUCACUGUUGUGUAUCAAGUAUGUUAAAACAGGUGACUUUCUUCCUCUGGUUGGAUCUCUUUGGGCUGUCCAUUGGGGCCGCUGCCCAAAAAAAUCUUGCCCUACAUGGAAAAGCUACUCAGUCAUUUAUACAUGACAUCGGUCAUGCCUCCAACGCCAUUGAUGGAAACCGAAAUUCACAAUAUGAGGCUGGGUCCUGCUCUCACACUCCCACUCAAGCGUACCCCUGGUGGAGAGUGGACCUGCUUGAUACGUACAUCGUCACCUCAGUCACCAUCACCAACAGAAAUACUUUCCAUGAGAAGCUCAAUGGGGCUGAGAUCCGCAUCGGAAAUUAUAUAGAGAACGAUGGCAUUGAAAACCCACUUGCUGGGGUUAUUAACUUCAUUCCAGCAGGCAGAUCUCUCACUCUUAGGUGGGACAAAGGUGUAAAGGGACGCUAUGUGACUGUAGUUCUACCGGGAACGGGAAAAACUCUGACUCUAUGUGAAGUUGAGGUUUAUGGGUACCUCGCUCCAACUGGAGAUAAUUUGGCUUUACAAGGAAAAGCUUCGCAAUCGUCACUCCAUUCAACAGGAAUAGCAUACAACGCUAUAGACGGGAACCGUGCCAGUAAGUGGGCACAGGCCUCCUGCACCCACACUGCAGCAAAUUUGAAUCCCUGGUGGAGGCUGGACCUUCGCAGGAUCUACAAAGUUUUUUCUGUCGUUAUCACUAAUUAUGAGUCACCCGCUAGACUCAAUGGGGCUGAAAUUCGCAUUGGAGACUCUCUCAACAACAACGGCAAUAACAAUCCCAGGUGUGCAGUGAUAUCUUCAAUUCCUGGUGGCUUUACUCAGACAUUCAAUUGUAAUGGGAUGGAGGGUCGCUACGUCAACGUGGUCAUUCCGGGAAGGACAGAUUAUCUGAUAUUGUGUGAGGUGGAGGUGUAUGGGUCACCCCUCAACUAA
This is a messenger RNA of Hypomesus transpacificus, 996 nucleotides long. Its product is annotated as pentraxin fusion protein-like. Lineage: Eukaryota; Metazoa; Chordata; Actinopteri; Osmeriformes; Osmeridae. The transcript has 6 exons. The record is from RefSeq and is a predicted model, not a curated record. Bases 67 to 996 code for a protein of 309 amino acids.